UCAGGUCUGUGUGUGUGUGUGUGUGUGUGUGUGUGUGUGUGUGUGUGUCCACAGUCGCAAUCUUCUGUCCAGUUUACCCCCAUCGGUGUUUCAGCUUCCCCUCCUGCGAGUGCUCAUAGUGAGCAACAACAAGCUGUGUUCACUACCUGCCUCCAUAUACUCCCUCACACACCUCCGGCAGCUGGAUGUGAGCUGCAAUGAGCUGCAGUGUUUGCCAGCAGAGCUCGGACAGCUGGAGUCUCUGAGGGAUCUGAACCUGAGGAGGAACCAGCUCACCACUCUGCCUGAAGAAAUAUCCGAGCUCCCUCUGGUCCGGCUCGAUGUGUCCUGCAACCGCAUUUCCCAUGUGCCUCUGUGCUACCGCCACCUGCGGCACCUGCAGACCGUCCUGCUGGACAACAACCCGCUGCAGAUGCCCCCGGCGCAGAUCUGCUCCAAGGGAAAAUACCACAUCUUCAAGUAUCUCAACAUGGAGGCCUGCAAGAGAAACCAGGAGGAGCUGGAGAGACACCUGAGGCCCACCGGGUUCAACAGCUG
Messenger RNA from Notothenia coriiceps (black rockcod), 537 nucleotides. RefSeq names its product leucine-rich repeat and calponin homology domain-containing protein 3-like. NCBI's taxonomy places the organism in Eukaryota, Metazoa, Chordata, Actinopteri, Perciformes, Nototheniidae. Gene Ontology annotation, cellular component: cytoplasm. The record is from RefSeq and is a predicted model, not a curated record. Gene Ontology annotation, molecular function: protein binding. The annotation marks the transcript as partial. The transcript has 3 exons.